Pisolithus orientalis is the source of this 1101-nucleotide messenger RNA. RefSeq lists its product as uncharacterized. NCBI's taxonomy places the organism in Eukaryota, Fungi, Basidiomycota, Agaricomycetes, Boletales, Pisolithaceae. Gene Ontology annotation, molecular function: aminoacyltransferase activity. The coding region runs from base 1 to 1101 and encodes 366 amino acids. Gene Ontology annotation, biological process: phospholipid homeostasis. The transcript is spliced from 5 exons. The record is from RefSeq and is a predicted model, not a curated record.
AUGAAAGCCUUUUCUCGCAUAUUCAAAAACUCUCGCAAGGGUGCGUUACGCUCGCAGGAGUGCGAGAGUGAGAGGACGAACACGCUUGCCGACAUCAUUGCCAAACACGGACACGCACCAGCGACGGCAUGGCUGGACAGAGAGCGGUACCAUGUAUGGCGACCAAGAUCGCCACAGUCAUCUGCGGGCUCAUUCUUACCUAUACAAGGAUAUCUGUGCGCAGAUGGAUGGGUAUUUGCAUGGGGAAGCCCAAUCGUGCCUGAAAAGAAAGAGGAUGAAAUACGAAGGGUGGCAAUAGCAUUCGUGGAGUGGGUCCAAUCACACCACUUGCGCCCAGUGUAUUGUUGCGUCGACGCUGAGCUGGAGGAUAUACUGGGUAACAUGGGAUGGUCGACGGUGCACUGUAUAAACGAGGACGUGAUCGAUGCGGAGCACGUGUUGGAGCUGACGAGCGAGGACGACAAGGGUGGGCAUGGACCGAUGGUGAAGGAUUUGAAGAAGAAUUUGAGGCGGGCAGCAAGGGCGAAGAUAGAGGUUGUCAGGAUCAAUCGCGAGGAGUGGACACAAGAGCUGAGGGAAGAAGUUGAGGCUGGGAUUGAGGAAUGGAAGAAGAAUAGGAAAGGUUUGCAAUUGGCUGCUACAUCCUUUGACCCCUGGCUUGAUUUUGAGAACCGUCUGUAUUGGGUAGCGAAGAAGGGCGAAAAGCUCGUUGGCAUACUCAUUCUGACGCCGGCUGGGGAUUCCUACGUGAUCAAGAACUGCGUCUCGUUUCCAGACGCACCCAAGGGAACGUCUGAGCGGCUUAUUCACGAUGGGCUGCAAGACCUGGACAACAAGCAUGAGCAAGGAGGUAGCAUGUCGGUUACGUUCAACAUCAGCGCGGCAGGGGACCUUGAACCGACGAGGAAUAUAUCUGGAUGGAAGUUCACGUGGUUAAGUCAGACGUACCGGAACGUAUCCAAGGGCGCAAACUUGCUCCAAAGGAGUGAUUUUAGGAGAAAGUUCGAUGCAUCCAAAGAACCCAUGUUUGUGUGUUACCUUACGGAAGAUGGAUUUGGAUGGGACGGGAUAGAGACGCUGUUGAGGCUGUUGCGACGAUGA